Molecule: messenger RNA, 2751 nt
Organism: Astrephomene gubernaculifera
Lineage: Eukaryota; Viridiplantae; Chlorophyta; Chlorophyceae; Chlamydomonadales; Astrephomenaceae
Source: the annotation of a GenBank genome assembly
AUUAACUUUACGAUAUCGUUUCUAUUAUAAAACGUACUCCUUGACCCGCCGCCCUCAUUCCGCUCUUAGCAGGGGGCGUCUUUACGGGCAUAGUUAACCCAAUUAUGCUUUAGGGGUUGUGCUCUAAGACGAACACCAACUUUUGGGGCGCUUCACGUUCCAGGGGCUGAGUCGACUCGUUAGUGGUGCGUCGUCGCCCGACAUUAACGACGAAGGUUCUGAAACGCAGGCGAAACUUAUCCGCAGGGAUCGGCAAUCAACUGAACCUCAGUACGGCAGUCGAGACCAGCAGCGACCUGUCAUCAACAUGCGCCACCCCCAGCAGCUGUAAUCUAGUCCUUACCUACCCAGGGCCGCAGGAGUGAGCACCAACCGGAAUUAUAACCGUUAUCUAGCAGUCUGUCGCCGGUCAACCAACGGUCAUCAUGGGCCUUAUCAAUCUGGUCAACGAUAAACCCGUGCACCUGGUGCUGGCAAAGGACCGUGUGCGGAGCGUGAAGAGAGGCCACCCUUGGAUCUUCCCAGAGGUGCUUCGAGAGCUUCCCAAGGCCCCCGCCGGCUCACUAGCCCUCCUCAAAACCGCGGACGGCGAAAUCCUAGCCAAGGGCUUCUACGACCCUGCUUCCAAACUCGCUUUCCGCAGCCUGGCACUGCAACGAGAUGGGAAACUGGACGAGCAGUUGGUGGUUGGGCGGUUGGAGCGAGCGGCGCAGUUGCGUGAAGCGCUGUUUGGGCCGAAGUACGAGGAGACUAACGGUUUUCGGUUGAUCAACGGCGAGGGCGACGGUUUGCCUGGUUUGGUGGUUGAUGUGUACGACUAUGCGGCUGUGAUGAAGCUGGACGGGGCAGGCGCCGAGUCCUUCUACAACACUGAGGCCCUGGCGGCCUGGCUCAUGGCCCGCUUGCCGCACCUGCGAACAGUGUUCCUGAAGUAUAGGUCUUCCGGUGGCAACCAGGAAUCUGGGUCCGGAUCCGGAUCUGGGUCUGACGGCGAGGGCUCAUCCGGAUCUCCAGCGGGAACCGCCGCUACUGCUGCUGCUGCUGCAAUAAGGUCGGGGCCUAGUAAAGCCGUCGGUCGGGACCGAGGGUCGCGAGACUCGGGAGCUGCUGGGGCCUCCGCGCCGAAGCGUGCAACAACUUCCGCAGCGCUGUCAGCAACCAAGGGGGCAACAGGAGCGGCAGGGGCUGAGGAGGGUGGCGGCGGUCGCGGUCGGUUGCUGGCAGGGGAGGCUCCGGUGGCCGGGGUGCCGGUGCGCUUCAAGGAGAACGGAGUCGUGUUCCAGGCGGAUAUCGUGCAGGGGCAGAAGACGGGUUUCUUCCUGGACCAGCGCGACAAUCGCUCCUUCGUGGGCCGUCUGGCUCGGCACAAGCGCGUGCUCAACGUGUUCGGAUACACAGGGGGCUUCUCCGUGUAUGCGGGUGUGGGCGGCGCGUCCCACGUGACGACAGUUGAUGUGGGUCGGGCUGCGCUGCAGUACGCAACAGCCAACUGGCAGCUCAACGGUCUGGAUCCCAACCGCCAUGAGGCGGCGGCGGUUGACGCGUUCGAGUUCCUAGAGCUCGCGGCUAAAGCGCGGGAAAAGUGGGAUGUGGUGAUCAUAGAUCCGCCCUCAUUCGCCGCCAGCAAAGCGGCGGUUGAGAAGGCAACGGCCUCGUACACUCGCCUCUUUGCGGCGGCGGCGGCGGUGACGUCACCGUACGGCAGCUUGUCGCUUGCAUCAUGCAGCAGCCACAUCGACUCGGGGGGGUUCAUGGAGAUCUGCGAGGAGGCCCUGGGUCGGUCCCGGCGCCAGAGCUACGUGCUGCGAGCGGCAGGGCAGCCGGCGGACCACCCCUUCCCCGCAGCCGCCUCGGAGCUACGGUACCUAAAGUUCACGACCUACCUUUCGCAUGGAGGGGUGAUGGCCCUAGUAGAGGUGCAGCAUGCAUGCAGGGGUGAAAGUACUUGGUGUUAAACAAAGCAUUCAGCAUAGAAGUGAGGCGAGGAGAGGCGAGGUGGGCAAUGGGUAGCCCCGCCGGGUGGAUUUGGGGGAUGUGUUUGUUUGAAGGCUCCGGUUGCGUGUCUCAUAAAAUAUGGUGUUUUUGCCUCACGCGGCGAUGGAGCCGGUCCCCGUACGUCACAUGCCAUGCUGUCAAGUACCUUGACCCAUGACGGCUGAUGAUGGAUGGCGCUGGAUGGAUGGGGGGGGGAAUGGAAUGCAUGACGGGGUGAUGUAUGUCUCGGCUUGUGGUAGGGAUGGAUGUGGAUUGGACCCUGUACUGGGCCGAGUGUUGGGAGGUUUGGGACAGGGUUCCUCUCAGCUGUAGCUUAGGAUGACACACACCCGACUCUUGACUCCGAUUCCUGUUAAGACGCGGCGUGGAAGGAGUCUGAGAAGGGAGGAAAGAUGGUGAUGCUGCAGGAAUUGAGGGUGAACGAUGGGAGCCACGGCCUAGGAGGCCGGUUUGAUUGCAGGAAUUUCACGGGGAAGGACAGGAUCGACCCGGGGGUCUAUGGGCGGGACGAGCGCGAAUAUCUGCCCUCCAUAAUUCACCGCUUAAACAAUAGGCUUGUAUGUUUUAAAUUAGAGGACGCUAUAAACAGCGUGAUCUAGGAAGGGCGACGAUGCCGUUAAAAGAUCGUUAAGUGCGUGACAGCAAUUGCUGGCUACGCUGAGCGGUGCAACAUGAACGCCCAGCCGUCAACAAGCCGGCUGAAAGGAUCCCGUUGAGCGUCAGCGGAACCGGGUAUGCUUCCCUUCCCUUCGCUCC